AUGCCGUUGGUUCCACAGCCAUUCUCCCGCGUGAGGGAACGCGAUCAGCUGAGCGUGAAAGCCAAGCUAUGUUUGCGAUUCCUCCCGGUUAUUCGCACUUCGAACUACCAAAGCACUUUGAGCGCUCAACAGGUAGAAAUCAUUAAGCAAAGAGCUUCCAAAUUACACAGACGUGCAAACAAUAUGAAACUACAAGAAUCUUCGGAAUUCUCCUGGGAGGUUUGCGCGUGGCAUGAUGUAUUCGGUUUAAUUCUCGAUGACGAGUGGUUCAAAAUGGAUAAGAGGAAGUACAAAUUUGUUGAAGAAGAUGCCGAUAAAAAGAAGAUUGUUAAAGCCCGAAUUCCGGAUGCCACUUUCGGCCUCACCACAUAUGACCCCAGAGCUCUAUAUGUCAGUCGCGAUUUUCUGGAUGCUGGCCACCAAGCAGAUUACAGCAAUAAGCAACCGGACGACCGUCUCUCCCAACAUCGCCUCAAAUCCAUGACGAACAACACAAGUUGCAGCCUAGUUGUUGAUGGCGUAUGGGGAGACGCUGAUCUUGUGUUUCCCUUUGCUGUCUAUGAAGCAAAGAAACGGACAACGGACCAUCAAGAGGCCAAACAACAAAUUCAGCAUGCAUGUCAGAUAUAUUUAUCUAUGCUUGACGAUUUAGCCCGGAAUCCCGAUAAUGUUGCUGAGUACCAGAGCAUAAAGUCACCUCAUUCCCAAAUGUUUGCGUUUGCAUCACACGGAUCUCAAUGGGCGGUCUAUGUGGCGUGGACCUCUAAAGAAACAUGUAAUAUUGAGUUGCUAUGGACAGGGGACGUUGCAUCCCUUACCAAUGCAUCGGACCUUAUAUGUAUUGUGGAUCAAAUCCACGAUUACGCUGUUAAGCACCAUCGUCCUUAUGUUCUAGAUCAUCUAGCCCCAUGGCUCACUUGGAGUGAAAAGCGUCGCGAUAAUGUCACUCUAAUAGAAUGUCUCAAAUCAAAACAACGAAACUGGUGGUGCCUUGAGUACGAUAUGAGCCUAAUUAGGAAAAGUAAAUUACGGCAGGCACGAGAAAGAAGAAAAAAGGCGCGAGAUGCUUCUACAAAAAAACGCAUUGUUACGGUGCAACGAAAAGACGAUCAAAAAAUCCAGCAAAAGGUUCAGCAGAAUGAUCAGCAAAAGACUCAGCAAAAUAGUCAGCAGAAUGAUCAGCAAAAGGUGCAACAAAAGCUUCAGCCGAAUGAUCAGCAAAAGGUUCAACAAAAGGUUCAGCAAAAUAAUCAGCAAAAGGUGCAACAAAAGGUUCAGCCGAAUGAUCAGCAAAAGGUUCUACAAAAGGUUCAGCAAAAUAAUCAGCAAAAGAUUCAGCAAAAUAGUCAGCCAAAGACUCAACAAGAGACUCUGCAAAAUAGUCUGCAAAAUAUGCAAAAUAGUCUGCAAAAGAUUCUGCAAAAGUAUCAGCAGAAUGAUCAGCAAAAGACUCAGCAAAAUAUUCAGCAAAAGUUUCAGCAGAUGAAUCAGCAAAAGACACAGCAAAAUGAUCAGCAAAAGAGCCAAGAAAAAGGAAAACCAGAGUACAUAGUAAUGUAA
Trichoderma harzianum CBS 226.95 is the source of this 1560-nucleotide messenger RNA. RefSeq lists its product as hypothetical. The coding region runs from base 1 to 1560 and encodes 519 amino acids. The transcript is spliced from 3 exons. The record is from RefSeq and is a predicted model, not a curated record. Gene Ontology annotation, cellular component: cytoplasm. Lineage: Eukaryota; Fungi; Ascomycota; Sordariomycetes; Hypocreales; Hypocreaceae.